AUGGUCGGUGGGUCAGAGAUGGUCGAACAAUCAUCGCACCAACAUCAAACACACCUGCUGCGAUGGAGCGGCCACCUGGUACGCAUGGACUACGAGCGACCAUUCAAACGACUGUUAUACGGAGACGUCGCGACGGGUUCUCGCCGUCAAGGGGGCCAGAUUCGCCGUUACAAGGAUACCCUGAAGUCCUCCCUGAAACGCCUGCAAAUCAACCCCACCAACUGGGAGGAGCUCGCACUCGAUCGACCGACCUGGAGGAGGACAGUGAAGACAGGCGCUGCGAUCUACGAAGCCAACCGCAUCGCUGCCGCCAAAACGAAACGUGAAACCCGCAAAUCACAACUUCGCCCAGUAAGCAACGCCGCCGCACAACCACUUCCAGCGUGUCCUCUAUGUCAACGGACAUUCCGGGCUCGAAUCGGAAUUGUUGGGUAUCUUUGGAUUAACUGCGCCUCUCGAACGGCACCAACCAUCGUCCCACCGUCCGCCUCUUCCUCCUCCUCUCCGCAGCCAAAUAACUCCGACAAUUAUUCUGAAUUACCACUUCCAUCAUCAUCAUCAUCAUCAUCAUCAUCAUCAUCAUCAUCAUCAUCAUCACCAUCAUCAUCCCCGCUCACUGCCCCAACGGCGGCAGCUCAGGCGACUGUCCCACGCACAGCAACCGACACUACCACCACCUCCCCCGAAUCCAACGAUGAGGAUCAGGACUAUACCUGCCCUCACUGA
Spirometra erinaceieuropaei is the source of this 726-nucleotide messenger RNA. The record is from the annotation of a GenBank genome assembly. NCBI's taxonomy places the organism in Eukaryota, Metazoa, Platyhelminthes, Cestoda, Diphyllobothriidea, Diphyllobothriidae.